GUGUGAGCGCCGCGACGCCUAGAACAGCACUGUCGUCGUUAAACGUUGUCAUCAUCGUUGUCGUCGCCCUCGUCAUCAUCAUCGUCAUCGUCGUUCCCGUCAGUGUGGAUUUGGCGACGGUUUCACGGUUUCCCUGAUCCUCGUCUUCCUCAUCGUCGUCGUCAUCGUCGUCGUCGUCGUCGUUGUGGUUCUUUUCGAUCGAGUACCGUCUGUCUUCGUCGUCCUCGUCGCCGUCUGCGGUCAUCGUCAUCGUCGUUGUCAUUGUCAUCAUCUCAUUGUUCUCGAUCAUAUCACAGUGGUGCUGGCGCUAUCUGAGAAGCACGCGACUACUUGGAGCGAUUCUGUGCGCGAGUCGCAGUCGACGCGGGAAGAGAGAGACAGACAGAGUGCAGUUACUACCCCUCGUCCCUCUCCUCCUACUUCGUCUAUCUGUGUCUCCUGCAAUUCCUCUCUUUCUCCUCUUAUUCAUCCUCUCUCUCUUUCUCUGUAUGUGCACGCUCUCGCCCUCUGCUGCAACCCUUGCUGCCGCCAUCGCUUUCUCUCUCUCUCUCUCUCUCUUUCGUUCUUACUAUCAAGUUCGUUUCUUGCACAACGAUAUUUCACUGCUUGUUGUACCGUAUUCGGCCACUGUACCAUCGCUGUAUUUUUCUCGUUAUCGUUGACUCACGUGCGACGUUAUAUAGAUAUACGGCGCUCUUCGAGACAGAUCUUGAUUUUCACAUCCCGCGAGUUUUCUCGUCCGCUCCGAUAUCUCUACGAUACGACUACUGCACAGCAGAAGCAAGUGAAACGGCGGAUGAGAGCGCAAAGGAUAGAGAAAUGAAGUAAAUUAGAGGGAGCGAGAAAGAGAGAGAGAGAGAGAGAAGGGAAGACUGAAAAAGGCGACGCGCAGAAGAGGACGAAGGAUGUGUAGACGCCGUAACAUCGUGCCUGCAGGAUCUCCAAGGUGGACAUUCGUGUAAGAAAAUAUACUCACGUGACGGGUCCUCAAACUUUGCCCCGGGCGUGCAUUCUCGUGUCUAGAGAGGAAAAGAGGGGAGAGAGGAGUCAGGGCGCUUGUUACACGGACAGGGAGGGCGUUAGAGCGAGAGCGCGGGAAAGAGAAAGAAAGAGAGAGAGAGUGUGUGAGUGUGUGUGUGAGAGAGAGAGAGAGAGAGAGAGAGAAGCAGCGAACGGGAUUGAUAGAGGGUGGCUAGGAGGGGAACGACAGAGAAGAAGAUAGCGAUGCUCGAACGUGAUGCUAUGCACAACCGCGAGGGUUGUUCCGAACGACAACGGGCUCUCUUUACAUCCUGCGGACUGCUGUAAACUACGAUAUAAUCGUCCUUCAAACUCCCCCUUGACCUCCUCAUCAUCGACGUAUCGUGACUGCAUUGUCGUCCGCGCUGCAAGAUGAACGAUCGAUUUCUGGGGAAAUGCUACGUAAUGCACUGUGAGACAACGAGAUGAAAUCGCGCGGUAUUAUUAUUCGAAAGAUCCGAAUCGAUUCGCGUCGCAUCGAGUAAAACUCGACAGUGGUGAUGCGCGGCCAGAUAAUUAUGAUAACCGAGCGUGUUUUUAUCGCAAUGUUGUCGAAACAAUCGAAGAACGUAUACGAAACGCACAUGUGAUCCUGCAUCGAAUUGACUAGCCGCUCGGACCCCACGUGUGCGAACGCAUCCUUCGAGGAGCAGAUCAUUCUCCAGUAACCGUUUCAGAAUGAACGUAACGGCAAUCUAUAACGCUGCGAGCACCGUGGCAAACGUCGUCAAUGUCGAGUCUGAAAUAAAUCUGAACAAGGCGUUAAAUGGCAUCGACGGUGAUGUUUCGCUAGUUACCUUGUCGUCGGCCUGGUCCAGAGUCGCCCGACUUCUGUUGUUGGCUUCUCUCGCUGUCGGCGGGAGCGUGGGCAAUGUCUUCAUGAUAUCCGCCGUGGUAGUAGAAGAUCAGCUCAACAAACGAGGAAACGCAUUCCUCGUAAACGUGGCGCUGGCGGAUCUGGUGGUAACCGGACUGGUAAUACCGGUCUCGGUGAUUGUAAUCCUGGCGGGCCACGAAGAGUCCCUGGCUACCUGCCGAUUCGAGUGGACCCUCGAGGUCCUUUGCUUUUUGGUGACCGUACUGACGCUGGCCGCAAUCGCCUUCGAAAAUUACGCACGUCUGUGUCUGCCCGCCGAAAGAUACGCCAAUGUAACGGCAUGCCAUAUAACAGCUGUAAUUGUUUUCUUCUGGCUGAUCGCCGUGAUUGCGGUGGUCUUACAAUCAACCUUCGACGUGGGUCCUGACUUUUGUCUCCGCAAGCUUAGCGGCAUCGCGAUGGAGCAAGCGGUGGGUGCGAGCCUGCUGGUCGGGAUGCCUGCUCUGAUAACGAUUUUCUUCUACACGAAGCUGGUGUUGCGCGUGCGACGUGUCACGCGGACGUACAAACCGCCGGCCGCCUUCUCCUGGGACUACGAGCUCACCAAGACGAACAUGUGCAGCUGCUUGAUGUUCGCCGUGUUUUGGCUGCCGUUCGGUGUGGCGGUCUGCGUGAAUUCCUUCAGGCCGGUCAGAGCCCGUAUACUCUACAAUCUGGCCUGGUUCGCUCUGUCCAAGUCCUGCUUCAAUAAUCUGCUCUAUUGCGUAGUGGACCGCCACUUUCGCAGCGCUUACGUCAAGCUCUUCCACUACUGCUGUUGCAAGACUACGGUGAGUUUUUCAAGGAGGCCACGCGGCGGCGAGGGUGGUAGAAAUUCUAGCGAUGUACGUCUUAGAGUGCACAUUAUUCACUCGUACGCGAGUCCGUCGUCCUGUCGACCGGCCGUGGCCAGACCGAACGGACGUGACGUCUACGAGCUCUAGACGCAAUACAACGCGCGUGCAGGACGCACAAAACAGGACGAUAAAGAUAUCCUCAUUCAGCCAUCCGGACCGGCUUUUCUGUGCGAUGAGAGUCCAUUCUUGCGAGAUGAGGCAAUCAUUGUGUCAACGCACAAACAAUGUUGCACCCGAACUGUCUCCGAUAUAACUUUACAGAGAGAAUUAAUUGGUCUCUCGAUUCUUACGGUUCGUUCUUUGAUAACAGUUCUUUGAAUUAUUUUUGCGUCGAAUGAAGCUCUUCCUGUUUUUACAAGGAUAUCAAGCACAAGUUUCUUUUGAGACAGAGGUAAUUAAUUUUGGCACAA
Cataglyphis hispanica is the source of this 3143-nucleotide messenger RNA. RefSeq names its product melatonin receptor type 1B-like. Gene Ontology annotation, molecular function: G protein-coupled receptor activity. Gene Ontology annotation, biological process: G protein-coupled receptor signaling pathway. Lineage: Eukaryota; Metazoa; Arthropoda; Insecta; Hymenoptera; Formicidae. The transcript is spliced from 5 exons. Gene Ontology annotation, cellular component: membrane. The coding region runs from base 1699 to 2820 and encodes 373 amino acids. The record is from RefSeq and is a predicted model, not a curated record.